Molecule: messenger RNA, 2088 nt
Organism: Pristis pectinata (smalltooth sawfish)
Lineage: Eukaryota; Metazoa; Chordata; Chondrichthyes; Rhinopristiformes; Pristidae
Product: coagulation factor X-like
Exons: 8
Coding region: 307-1689 (460 amino acids)
Biological process (GO): blood coagulation; proteolysis
Cellular component (GO): extracellular region
Molecular function (GO): calcium ion binding; serine-type endopeptidase activity
Source: RefSeq, a predicted model, not a curated record
AUUUCUAGGUAGAAAGGCGACGAGAACUACAUUUUCCCUGAAACAAAGAGAGGCCCCAGCUUUCCUCAGUGGACGCGUGUGAUGGAUUUGGAUGAAGAUUGUUUUGUUCUCAAGCUCUUGCCUUAACUUCAUCAUUUGCAAGAGGGUGAGAUCUUCUGAUUAGAAAUCAGACAGGAUGCUGGCGAUGGGAACUGAGGAUCAAUAGGAAUCAAGAGUUUUGCUAAUCUGGCCACUGAACUUUGAACUUUUGUUUAUUCAGCCAGAACACAGAAAUUCAGAUGCAAGAAGCUUUAGCAGAAACGGACCAUGGCGAGUCUUUUCUGGGCCAUAAAUCUUUUCCUCCUCCUCAUUAAUCUCACAGGAACUGAAGCUGAAGUAUUUGUAGCCAACGAGAAAGCUAACAACUUCUUAACACGCCAAAGACGUGAAAACAGCUUCUUUGAAGAACUGAAAGAAGGCAACUUGGAGAGAGAGUGCAUCGAAGAGAGGUGCUCACAAGAAGAAGCAAGAGAAAUAUUUGAAGAUGACCAGCGAACUGAUGAAUUCUGGAGUAAGUAUGUAGAUGGGAACCAGUGUGAAUCCAACCCAUGCAAGAAUCUAGGCAGCUGUCGAGAUGGCAUCAACCAGUAUCAAUGCACCUGCCUGGAAGAUUUUAAAGGCAUCAACUGCGAAAUCGAAAUUCCAAAGCUCUGCAGUUUGGAUAAUGGAGGCUGCCACCACUACUGCCGAGUCCAGCAAAACCAGGCAAGGUGUUCCUGUGACGCUGACUUUGUACUUGCUGAUGAUGAUAAGUCAUGCAUUCCUGCAGUACGUAAUCCCUGCGGGACCAUUGGUGACUUCAGGAUAGAUAGUCUCACCGAUCCUGUGCCAAUGAACAGCAGUAUGGUAAAUUCCACUGAUGCUGAAUUGAAUGACAGAGGAGGUGGCAUAUCCGAUCCCAAGGACUCAAUAGUGAGAAUUGUGGGAGGCCAGGAUUGCGAAUUGGGACAGUGUCCAUGGCAGGUUCUUUUAGUCGAUGAAACCAACACAGGAUUUUGUGGAGCCACAAUUCUAAAUGAGUGGUUGGUGUUGACUGCAGCCCAUUGCAUUAACCAGACCAAGGCCAUCACCGCUGUUGCUGGUGAAUUUGAUGUCAACGAGGACGAAGGUACAGAGCAGCGACAAGAUGUUACGAUUGUAAUCUCCCAUCCUCAAUUCCAAAAACACACUUUUGAUAAUGACAUUGCAGUUCUGAUGUUGAAGAAACCUCUAAUAUUCAACCAGAAUGUUGUACCAAUCUGUAUUCCCCAUAGAAACUUUGCAGAACAAGUUCUGAUGAAUCAGCCCAAUGCAUUAGUUAGUGGCUGGGGCCGUGUCCAAGACCACGGUAUGCCAUCCACCAAGCUCCAGCGGCUCACCGUGCCUUACAUCAAUCGGGUCAAAUGCAUCGAGUCCAGUCGGUACCCUGUGUCUCCGAACAUGUUCUGCGCUGGCUACGAUAACGAGAGCAAAGACUCUUGCCAAGGGGACAGUGGUGGGCCCCAUGUCACCAAACACAAGAACACUUGGUUCUUGACUGGCGUUGUGAGUUGGGGAGAAGGAUGUGCACAUAAAGGGAAAUACGGCAUCUACACAAAGGUGUCAAAAUACAUCAAAUGGCUCAGAUGGGUUAUGCGUGAGAUGUCUGUUUACCCACACACACAUACUUAGACUGAAAAUGCAUCUCAUUUUAAUAUGUGCAGGCCAUGCACCCCACUAGAUUGCAAAUAUAUUACAAAAUUAGACUUCCUCACCACUAGAUCCAAUAACACGUCAGAGCUGAAGAUAGAAGUUAAAUUCAGACUUUAUGACAUAAUUGAAAUUAGACCUAUUAUCAACAGAUGGCUCCAUUUAUCUAUAUUGUGUUUGUAAAAGAGCUUUAAACUUUUCAAAGGUUUUCAUAAAAUUACCCUAAAUCACUGGUUUUCUACUUCGUCAUUAUCCCACUUUAUAGUUUAAUGCUGCAUGUAAAAUAUUAACCAGCAAACAAUGGUCCCAAUUAGACUGUACAAGCCAUCACUGAAAAGUGCACCAAUAAUAGCCAGAAUAAAAAUUAUCAUCAGAAUGUUA